This is a messenger RNA of Pleurotus ostreatus (oyster mushroom), 2379 nucleotides long. RefSeq lists its product as uncharacterized. The transcript is spliced from 9 exons. Lineage: Eukaryota; Fungi; Basidiomycota; Agaricomycetes; Agaricales; Pleurotaceae. Bases 1 to 2379 code for a protein of 792 amino acids. Gene Ontology annotation, molecular function: protein binding. The record is from RefSeq and is a predicted model, not a curated record.
AUGCUCAACCCCGUUUCGCGAAUCAACAACCCCAACUCAAAGCCUCCGCCGCCAGAGCCCUUUUCCUCGUCCUCCUCAAUCCAAUUACCCAUGUUGGGCUCCCUACAGGUCCUCCAGACAAAUAACCAGCAGCAGCAGGUCCAGCAACAGCAGCAACCUCAGCAGCAGCAGCCAGGGUCCCAGAAUAACAAUAUACCAUUACCUCCACCUCUUAAUGGCCAAGAUUUCACGCUUUCCAGCGUCCUCCAUUUCUUGCAGACUGAAUGGAGGCGAUAUGAACGCGACAGAAACGAAUGGGAAAUAGAACGAGCGGAGAUGAGGGCUCGCAUCGCGCUGCUGGAGGGAGAGCGCCGCUCGUUCGAAAAUGUAAAACUGGACCUCAUGCGCCGCAUCAAAAUGCUCGAAUUUGCUCUGAGGAUGGAGCGCUCGAAACAACUAUCGCAACCCGUCUCACAAUCGAUACUUCCGUCAAAGCUCGGUAUGCUUCCGCAACGGGAUGAUGUCCAGAGUCACAAAGAAGGGAGCAGUGGCAGCUCACCGCGUAGCGAAGGGCGUAUAUCGAAUGGUGUAGCGGCAGCGAGUUCCACACGACCAAAUUCAUGGAAUUGGACCAACGGACCGUCAGCCAGUACAAUGGCAGCGCUGACAAAACCACCCCCCGGGCGAGAUCCCAAAAGUAGGGCCCGAAGUCGGGAUUACCUCAAACAAUGCCUACAAGAAAUCUCGUAUCUCACUUCCCCGCAAGCCAUGAAUCCUUUACCGAACCGACCUCUCAUAAACAACGGCCCCAUACCACUAUCUCUCCCCAAUGUCCCUUCCUUUGAUCAAAUCGCAUAUAACGGCCGACCUCGCAAAAUCUUGCCCGAGGCAGGCAAAGACUAUACCAUGCCCAACGGAAUCAACUUGAUACCAGGUCCUUCCUCUGCGCCUGCGUCAGGAAACCAGCUUGAACGGAGUAAUCCUAUGAAUAGCAUCUCCUUACAGUCUCACCUACAGCAGUCGUCAGGAUCUCAGUCCAUGGGCCAGUCUCAGGCCGGUCAGCCCACGCCGGCAAUGAGCGACAAGGACAAGGACGGGGGCGAAGGUUCCGAGGCCAAGCGCCAGCUCACUGCUAUUUUCCGGCCGGAUGAUGCUGGGGAGUGGAAGGAAAGGUUGCGUUUGUCCCAUGAGGCUGAACAGUUGAAGGUGCAGGCCGCGGCAACAACCGGAGCGAGUUCAUGGGAGCGACGAAGGGAGGAUGACGAUGAGGUGCCAAUCAGGGAUGAGGAGCCGGAGGUGGAAGAGGAGGAAGGCACGGUCGUCAGCGAAGGCGAAGGUGCUAAGCUAUGGAAAGCGAAGCGAACACUCCGGAAUCACCUAGAUGCCGUCCGAGCGCUUGCGUUCCAUCCCACCGAGCUAUGUUUAGCAACCGGUGGUGACGACUGCACUGUCAAGAUAUGGAGGAUGGAUGUUGCAAGCCUGGCAGCCACCGCCACGCGACUUACAACCGAGAUUGAGCCUCAAUUGACACUGAGAGGGCAUUCAGCAGCAAUAACACGACUUGUGCAUGCACCUUCGAAGGGUCUGCUGUAUUCUGCCUCUUUGGAUUCUUCUAUCCGAGUAUGGGCGCUUCCGACUCCGGCGCACACUACAUACGCGCCAUACGACGAGACACGAUCACGAGGCGAGCUAGUUGGACAUACAGACGCUGUAUGGGACCUGGCCCUUGUACGAGACGAGACAACAUUGAUUAGCUGCGGAGCAGAGGGUACGGUGAAAGUGUGGGAUGUGAGCGGACGGUCUGGUGGCUGGGCCCUGACGUUAUCAUGGGGCUUUGCUGGGCUAGAGAGUACAGAAGCGUCUUCGGAUAUUGCAGAGGAUAAUGAUGCACCCGGAGCAACGUCGGUGGAAGCCUUGAAGGCUGAUUUGAAGAAGAUUGCUGUCGCCUACCAAAAUGCGGUGGUGAAGAUCUUUGAAAUUGAGACCGGUAAAGAGGUCUCAAGGCUGGCAACAGAUAUAGGAUACGAUGGAACACCAGCCACGCAGGUGAAUCGCAUGGCAUCACAUCCUACGAUGUCGUUGCUCGUCACAGCACACGAAGACAAGUUCAUAAGAAUAUUUGACUAUACCACAGGCGAAUGCAUUCAUUCUAUGACAGCACAUCUCGAUGGUGUGACAUCGCUCUCGGUGGACCCUGCUGGCUUCUCGCUGGUAUCCGGUAGUCACGACUGCUCCAUGCGCUUCUGGGACCUUCUCGGCUCGAGGGAAUGCUUGCAGGAGGUGACGUCCCAUCGCGAAAAAGCCCGAGAAGGCGUACUCGAUGUCGAGUUCCACCCAUCACUACCAUUCAUGGCUAGUGCUGGUGCAGAUGGUGUUGUGAAGCUCUAUGCAACGUCAUAA